Molecule: messenger RNA, 315 nt
Organism: Penicillium bovifimosum
Lineage: Eukaryota; Fungi; Ascomycota; Eurotiomycetes; Eurotiales; Aspergillaceae
Exons: 2
Coding region: 1-315 (104 amino acids)
Source: RefSeq, a predicted model, not a curated record
AUGAUGCGGGAAAUGGAUGAAAGCAACGCAUCUGCGCGCAUGAGAAUUGACAAAUACGGCGGCAGCUCUCGACCAUGCCCAUGCCUCGUCUGGAAAGAGAAGAUUCCGGCUAUCACCUCCCAGCCGCGCCGAGCAGAAGACACGCCAAAUUGGGAAAAAGCUCUUGACCAUGCCCUAUACCUCACCUGCAAAGAGAAGGCUCCGGUCAUGAGGUCCCAGCUGCCGCGAUUCAGGCGACGCCGGAUUGGGCGGGAGCCCUCUGAAGAUGUUGUUCGGAGCAAGCGCCGGCGAGGUGAUCCCAGCCGCGCUGAAUAG